Messenger RNA from Argiope bruennichi, 1368 nucleotides. Its product is annotated as serine/arginine-rich splicing factor 4-like. The record is from RefSeq and is a predicted model, not a curated record. Bases 135 to 1295 code for a protein of 386 amino acids. Lineage: Eukaryota; Metazoa; Arthropoda; Arachnida; Araneae; Araneidae. The transcript has 7 exons.
AUUUAUGUUUUAUGUAAGAAUUGUGUUUUCAUACAAAUGUAUUAAAUAUGUGCCAUCUGUACAGUUGGGAAAAAAAAGAAAAGUUAACCUGCUUGUUUUUUUAAAUAAAUUCUGUAUUCCUGUUUAUAUUACUUAUGCCACGCUACGGAAGUGAUUCCGAUAGUUCUUCUAGAAGUCGUUCGAAAAGAAAAAAGGCAAAAAAGAGCCGCCGGCACAGUAGCUCUUCUACCUCCUCUCAUAAUUCAUCAGAUUAUGAUAAAGUUAAAAGCCGACAUCGAAGUCAAUCCAAAGAGAAAAGAAGAAAAAGGUCAAAAUCUAAGGAUAGAGAUGCAAGAAGUAGAUCUAGAUCACGUUCUGGAAAAAGGCGGAAGCAUUCUGGUGAUCGUAAAGGUCGUAGUAGAUCACCUGUCAAAAGUCACAAAUCUAAAAGCAAAAACCAUUCACGACAACAUAAAGGAAGGAAUAGAUCUCCAUCUCAAGAGAAAAAAUCAUUUAGCAGAUCACGUUCCAUCUCAAAAAAUAGAAAUUCCAAAAGUAGAUCACAUUCUAAAGAACAUGAGUCAAGAAGUAGAUCUUAUUCUAGAGACAGAAAUUCUCGAAGCAGGUCUCAUGAUCGUUCUUACAAGACUAGUAGAAAAAAGCAUUCUUCGUCAAAGUCAAAACAACAUAAGCGAGAUCGCAGAUCCCAUUCACAUAGUCGAGAAAGGCAUAUGCGGAAGUCUCGUUCAAGGUCUAGAAGUGAUUCAAUGAGUCAGAGCUCCAAAAUUUCAAGAAGAAAUUCACGAUCUAUGUCUUUAUCACCACGAAGAUCUAAAGCUGACAAAGGAAAUGAUAAAAGAAAUAAAAAUGAGGAUGAAGACAUGCUUAAUAUUAAACUACAAGCUGCUUUGAGAGCUGCAGCUAAUGCAGAUGCUUUGUUGAAAGAAAAAGGCUUUAAAACGUCUGCUGCAGACAACAAAUCAAUUUCAGAAAGCAUAGUGGAACUGACUGUAGAUGAACAAAUGAAACGAGCAAAAGCUAUAGAAAAUAUAAAUGCAUCCUCAUUUGUUCAACAAGAUUUCAAAUCAACUAGAGUAUGGGGUAAGAGCAAAUAUGAGGCACCAACUGAUAGUACACAAAAUGGAGUUGAUAACAGCUCUUCAGAUGGGAAAUUAUCUUUAAAAGUUGAUGAUAGUUGGAAAAAUAACCCUGAAAAAUUGGUACACCCUCGGUUGUUUGAAGGCCUGGAGGAAAGAACAAAAAAGUGGAAGGAAAAAUUAGCUCAAAUGAGAAAGAGUCAAGUUGAUAUGCAAUGAUGUACUUGUAACAAAAUGAUAAAUUUUGUAAAAAUUCUAUAAACUCUUUUAUUGCAAAAAUAAAAAUAUUUUC